Messenger RNA from Linderina pennispora, 1248 nucleotides. RefSeq lists its product as uncharacterized. Bases 181 to 1203 code for a protein of 340 amino acids. Lineage: Eukaryota; Fungi; Kickxellomycota; Kickxellomycetes; Kickxellales; Kickxellaceae. The transcript has a single exon. The record is from RefSeq and is a predicted model, not a curated record.
CUCCCGAACCCGACGACCACACCACCCUACACCUCUUUCCGCGCUCAUCACCCGGCACUACCUUACCCCCUACAUCCCUUCCUCCGCGGACCAUCUCACAUACCGAUAACGCAAUCACGCCACCCUCCCUUUCGGAAAUCAAUCCCAGACCAGCAUCCCUACUCUGUAGAUCUCUUUGCAAUGAAGUUCACCAUCGCCAUCUCGCUGCUCGCUCUCCUCUCGUCGUCUGUCGCUCUUCCUGUCGAUUCGCACCAGGAUGGAUCUGACAGCCAGCGGUCGGGCAUGUCAAAGAAGGAUGUAGUUCCCGCACCCCCCCUUGAUCCCACUGCUUAUCAUGCCGAUGUACCUGUUGACGUUCCCCCGCUGCCGCCGACCACCUAUUCCGCUCUGCCGCCGCCACCCCCGCUGCCUGUGCCCAUUGCUCCUGUUGACCCAGUCCCUGUUGGACCCAUUGAACCGGUUGAGCCUAUUGCACCUAUUGAACCAGUUGCACCGGUUGCACCUAUUGUACCCGGCCCUAGCUAUGUCGCCCGCUCAUUUGAUGGACUCCCCGGCGGCCCGCUAGUUCCUCACGCACCAUAUGUCCCAUUCGGACCUGGUGUUCCAUUCGCCGGCGUGUCUUUCAUCCCUGGUGUCGGUUAUGUGCCCGUUACUCCUGGCAGUUUCCUCGGGGGCCCUAUCGGCCUCGUCGAUCCGUUCUUCCCUGGCUUCCCAGGCAGUGGUGUUCCAGGUGGUCCUGUUGACCCAUUCACUCCUGGUGGUCCUGGAUCCGGCCUUCCAGGUAGUCCUGGUGGAGGCCUUCCAGGCAGUCCUGGUGGAGGCCUUCCGGGCGGCCCUGGCGGUGGUUUCCCAGGCAAUCCUGGCGGUGGUUUCCCAGGCGGUCCUGGCGGGAACGGAUCAAACAGCGGAGGUGGUGUCUGCGGACUCUCGCCAACCCAAGUGUCCGCACUGACCCCCUUACUCAAGAAGCUUGGUCUUGCACCUACAGUCAACGAGGUGAAGAACGUGGUCGACAACAUUGUGUUCAGCCUCGGCGACCUGCUAGGCAGCGAAGGCAUUUCUCAGCUGCUCGGCGCAGUCAACAGCCUAGUCAAGGACCUUGGGCUUGGUGGUCUUGAUGCUAGGCCCGCUGUCAACGAGGUGAUCUCCAUUCUGCGGAACCAGGUGCCAUGUCUGCUUAACACGCUCCUUCCUCUUCCAUGAAUUCCUGAUGAUUUCUGUAAUCCUUGACUCCUCAAUAAUAUCGCG